Brugia malayi is the source of this 564-nucleotide messenger RNA. RefSeq names its product 60s ribosomal protein L49, mitochondrial, putative (gene Bma-mrpl-49). The transcript has 4 exons. Gene Ontology annotation, biological process: translation. The record is from RefSeq and is a predicted model, not a curated record. Lineage: Eukaryota; Metazoa; Nematoda; Chromadorea; Rhabditida; Onchocercidae. The coding region runs from base 1 to 564 and encodes 187 amino acids. Gene Ontology annotation, cellular component: ribosome; mitochondrial large ribosomal subunit. Gene Ontology annotation, molecular function: structural constituent of ribosome.
AUGUUACGACAUUCUUUGAAACGAAUCAGAAAUGUUGUGUUAACAAAAUAUCCUUGUCGAAAAGAAAAUGUCACAACAUCAAGUGGUGAAGUUUGGGAUGAUCCAUGGCAAGCUGCUAUAUCAAAAACAGAGCAUACGCGAAGUAAAGCAGUUGAGAUAUCAGUUGAUUGGAAGUAUGUAGAAAGGCUUAUGCCAAAGAAAUUGAUACCUGAUGUGCCGAACCAUGAUACAUAUCCAACACCUAGUGGAUGGAGACCACCAAAACCUCGACCAGAUCUAACAUUUUACGUAGAGCGAAAUCGUGAUCAUUUGUUACCACUUUAUUUGGAAACGAGGAGAGAUCAAUUAGAUCCAAAGACAUUAGAGUUUGAAUAUGUUGAAUUGGUACUGGUGAAAGGAAUUCAUGGCGAUAUAUUCGAAUGUGAAAAAAAGAUGCGAGAAUAUUUGGAAGAAUAUUUGCAUCAUCCGAUUGCAACGCAUGUUGAUGAGCUGAAAGGAUUCAUUCGAAUAAAAGGUGCUGAUCGUGCUGUCGUUGAACAGUGUUUGUAUGACUUUGGUUUUUGA